UUAAGAUAUUGGAGUUGACUUUUUAUAAUUGAUCUUUUUUUCCGGUUCAAUGCAUAAUAAUCUCUUUAUCUAUAUAAACACAAACACAUAAAUAUAACAUAAGCUCAAACACUAACCAAACCUUUCAUCAUCUUCAUCCAAUUCUUUCUCUCUCUUUUUCUUCAGAACCUCAGUUUUUGAGAAUAAGUAUUUGUUCAGUAGUAACGUACGCAUCUCUAUGUGUUUGUUAUCCUUUGCUUUUAAUAAGAAUCGCUUUUUGAUUUUGUUUUCUUUUUUGUGCGGUGGCUAUCUUCGUUCUUAUUCUUCUUACAACGUAGUAACAGCUUUAUAAAAAUCCUAGAAAGCAUGUAAAUUAAGUCACCCAGAUCCAAUUUCUUCCUUCACAAAAAAACCCAAAAAAAGUUUUUGUUUGAUAUAUAAGUUUUUCAUUUAUUGGUGUCUCUCUCGUUUUAAUUUGUGUUUGGUGAAACUAGUCCUGGCUAAGUUUAAAACACAAGUGUAAACCCAAAUUUAAAAAAACUUCAAAGUAUGUAAAUUUCGUCUCUAUCAAUUUAUUUCAUUUCCCUACCAAAAAAUCCCAAAAAAUUAGAACUUAGUAUUUUUCUUCAAACAAAAAAAAAAACAUAAAAAACAAAACUUCGGGGAUGGCUCCACCGGAGGCUGAGAUGGGUGCGGUGGCGGUGACGGCUCCUCCGACGCCAGGGACGCCGGGAGGACCGUUGAUCACAGGGUUGAGAGUGGAUUCAAUGUCAUUCGAUCAUCGGAAACCGAUGCCUCCAUGCAAAUGCUUGCCGGUUAUGGGACCCACUUGGGGUCAACACGACACGUGUUUCGCCGAUUUUCCCGCUCCUGGCGUCUCGCUCACUCGCAAGCUUGGAGCAGAGUUCGUUGGAACGUUCAUCUUGAUAUUCACCGCGACGGCCGGUCCAAUCGUGAACCAGAAAUACGACGGAGCUGAAACUCUAAUCGGUAACGCGGCAUGUGCCGGGCUCGCAGUGAUGAUCAUAAUUCUCUCAACCGGUCACAUCUCAGGAGCUCACUUAAACCCAUCAUUGACCAUAGCAUUUGCAGCUCUAAGGCAUUUCCCUUGGGCCCACGUGCCAGCUUACAUAGCGGCUCAAGUCUCAGCUUCCAUUUGCGCUUCAUUCGCACUCAAAGGAGUUUUCCAUCCUUUCAUGUCGGGAGGUGUCACUGUUCCAUCUGUUAGUGUCGGACAAGCCUUUGCUCUUGAGUUUAUCAUCACUUUCAUUCUCCUUUUUGUUGUUACUGCUGUCGCCACCGACACUCGUGCCCAAACGAAAUUUCUUCUUUGGCCAUCGAGUGGUGGAUCUAUGAACCCAGUGAGGACUCUUGGACCAGCAGUUGCAUCAGGAAACUACAGGUCACUUUGGGUUUAUCUGGUGGCUCCUACACUUGGUGCCAUAUCCGGUGCAGCCGUCUACACAGGUGUCAAGCUUAACGACAGUGAGAUCGACCCGCCUCGUCAGGUUAGGAGCUUCCGUCGUUAAGUGGAGUGAGGGACUUGUUCACAAGUCUUUUACUUAAUACUAUUACUGUAAGAUUAAUAAUAAUGUAAUGAUGUGAAAAGCUUUGGAAGCUUGUGUGAUGAAUAAAAGGCGAUGUGACUACAAGUCCACGCUCUAUGUGUGCAUGCGAACUUGUCUCGUCAAUGUCCUCUAAUAGUGUCUGUAUGAUAAUAUACUUUGUGUGGUUUGAUUUUCUUUGUUGGUUUGCUGUUGUACGUACCUUGGAGACGAGGCUGUUUUAUUAAUAAAAUCGAUAUAUGGAUCAAAAUCGAUUCAAAUUAGAGCUAUAACAUCGAUGAAUAACUUCUUAUGUCGAUAUGUUUUGAAAUAGUAUUUGAUCUAAAGAUUCGC
Messenger RNA from Thlaspi arvense, 1877 nucleotides. Lineage: Eukaryota; Viridiplantae; Streptophyta; Magnoliopsida; Brassicales; Brassicaceae. The record is from the annotation of a GenBank genome assembly.